AUGAACUUGCGUGCGGAGAUUCAGCACCACGGCUACAUCUAUCGCGGAGAGCUCAUCGUAGAACAGGACGACGCGAAUGGAUCGGCCAUGAAGUACGUCGGGUCAGCACAUUUUAACCCGUCGCUACGCAGCUGCCCGCCGUCCAGGGCAUAUGUCAAUGUUCUCGAGGCGUGCCGCGCCGUCACGUCGAACGAAAUCUUCUGUGGGUAUGCUGAACGCGACAGCCUCGGUCACGGAAACAACAAAGAGCUUGGCCAGGCCUUCCACCCACGACCCAAGAAGCCAGACAACUUUGAAAGCAACAUCAAACCAGGACAGGUGGGAAGCGUACUCGACAUGUUUGUCAUCGCUUAAAAUUUGUUGUGACGGAGCGGGACAUCCCUUCACAGCGAGCAAUCGAUCGAGCAUGGCCGCGCCUUGGCAUGCGGUGCGGUGGAUGGCCAGUUAGUCCAGGCUGGAUACAGCCGACUCGAGAAGACCAACACUGCCUUCUCCAGCACUCGACAGAAUUGCAGAUGCUGCCGCCGUGUGUUUGACCAC
Molecule: messenger RNA, 540 nt
Organism: Aphanomyces invadans
Lineage: Eukaryota; Oomycota; Saprolegniomycetes; Saprolegniales; Verrucalvaceae
Exons: 1
Coding region: 1-354 (117 amino acids)
Source: RefSeq, a predicted model, not a curated record